GGCGGUCGCGGCCCCGGGUCCCGCAGCCGGGCUCCCGCCUCACAUGGGGCCCCCGCGCCGGCCGCAGCGGCGGGGCGGACCCGCGCCGGGGUGCUGAGGGGCCGCGGGUGGGCGAUGCGGCCAUGAAAGCCCGCGCCGCCCGCGGGCCCUGCAGGCGCCGCCGCUCAGGAUCCACCCAGAGUAGAGAAGACAGCAAAUUACCUAAGAUGUGAGAAGCCCUCCCGUAGUGAAAUAAAAUCUUGUUUUCAAAAUGGACCGAAGUAAGCGGAAUUCAAUAGCAGGAUUUCCACCACGCCUGGAGCGCACUGAAGACUUUGAUGGUGGCACUGGAGAAGGGACUGCAUCCCAGCUAGGAAGAGUUUGUACCUCUUCAUACAGAGCCCUGAUAAGUGCCUUUUCCAGACUUACUCGUCUUGAUGACUUCACAUGUGAGAAAAUUGGCUCUGGUUUCUUCUCUGAGGUGUUCAAGGUAAGGCACAGAACUUCAGACCAGGUAAUGGCUUUGAAGAUGAACACACUGAACAGCAACAGAGCAAACAUGCUGAAAGAGGUUCAACUUAUGAAUAGACUCUCACAUCCGAACAUCUUAAGGUUUAUGGGUGUCUGUGUGCAUAAAGGACAGCUGCACGCUCUUACUGAGUACAUCAAUUGUGGUAACCUGGAACAGCUACUAGAUGGCAACCAGCAUCUGCCCUGGACAGUGAGGGUGAAACUGGCGUAUGACAUUGCUAUGGGAAUCAGUUAUCUUCACUAUAAAGGCAUUUUCCACCGUGACCUUACAUCCAAGAACUGCUUAAUAAAACAUGAUGAGAAUGGAUACUCAGCAAUAGUUGGAGACUUUGGUUUAGCAGAGAAAAUUCCUGAUCACAGUGAGAAGUUACCAGUUGUGGGUUCACCCUUUUGGAUGGCACCAGAGGUUCUCAGAGAUGAGCCCUACAAUGAAAAGGCAGAUGUGUUCUCCUAUGGCAUAAUUCUGUGUGAGAUUAUAGCAAGAAUACAGGCAGACCCAGACUAUCUCCCUCGCACAGAGAAUUUUGGAUUAGAUUAUGAUUCCUUCCAGCACAUGGUGGGAGACUGUCCUCCUGACUUCCUCCAGCUGGCCUUCAACUGCUGUAACAUGGAUCCCAAGUUGCGUCCUUCAUUUGCUGAUAUUGUCAAAACACUGGAGGAAAUGUUAAACCGCCUGAGAAAUGAGGACUCAGAGAGAGAUAGAAAGUUCCUGAACCUUGACAACAGUGAAAGAAAACCAAAAGGAUCAAUUGACAAAGGACCAGGGGUAAAACGUUUGAGUUCCUUGGAUGAUAAGAUCCCACCCAAGUCACCCCGUCCACGUCGGAAUAUCUGGUUGUCACGCAGCCAGUCGGAUAUAUUUGCCCGCAAACCUUCCAGGAAGAUAAACGUGCAGGACCCCUACUACACACCAAGCAAAGGGUUAGGCCGGAAAGUUAAUCCCUUCAGUGCCCGGGAGGACCUCAAGGGGGGAAAGAUCAAAUUCUUCGACAUGCCAAGCAAGUCUGUGAUUUCCCUGGUGUUUGACUUGCAUUCUCCAGAUGCAGGUGGAGGCCUAAAAGCCAGCCAGUCCCAGAUCCGGCAGGCAUAUAGCACAGACUGGCAAGAACUUUCCCUUCUUCCUGGAAGGAGAUGCAGAUCACUUCCACUCUCUCCUGAAUUACCACACAAGGAAUAUGGCCUGUUUGGGGGACUGUCUUCAACUGUUGGCAGGUGUGACCCAGCCCAGUUAGGUGCAGAGGUUCGGCAAAAACUCUUGAGUAGCACUAAAUAUGGUGUGUCAGAGAUUCCUCCCUUUCACGCCAAGCCUCACAGACCAGAGUUUCUUCUUGCACCAGGACAAGAAGAGGAUAUGGACUGUUCAGAUGGGCCAGUGGCCCAGGAGGAAAAUGGGCUUUGCCCUGUUGAGAAUGCAUGUGCAGAUCCAGCAUGUGAUCAGCCAUUAGUGCUGGCCCAGUCUGGGCCACUAUCUUACAAAAAGCUCCCAGUUGAGAAUUCAGUGAACUCUGAGGGACAUUGCUCCCCACAAGUGUUUGCAGGUUGUCUCCCUUCUGAAGAGAUGGAGGUAGAAGAUGAUCUACUGAAAAUUACUCUGUUAGAGUCUACAAAGCCUUUGUUCAGUGUUAGUCCUCCCACUGAGCUGAAGAAAGAGGCAUGGCCCUUCAGGGAGCAGGAUGGGGACAGUCCUGCUGUGUUGUCUCAGACCUCCUCCAGCACCUCAGCAAGUGGCAGCACAAAGUCAACUUGUGACAUAUGAAGAGAGGGCUCAAACUGAAUGUGGCCUUGAGGGAACAGUUGUUCCAGCUGAUUAAACUCGGUUUUCUGCAGUGCUGGGCUUCACAUUCGGAAGAGACUCAACAGAUGGUGGAAGCUGGCUGUCAGACAGAUAGCUGCAGACAGUGUCUGAAGAGACUGAUUAUUUUAUAAAACUUUUUUUCAAAUUGUUCUUAUUCCCUUUCCUGAUUUGCAUUAGGAGGGGGAACUACUCCAGCCAGAAUGGCCAUGUCCUUCCAAGAGACAGCAGCCAGAGCAGGCGCCAUGUAAACAGUUUGACCUGGAUUUCCAGCAUGGGGCAUUUUAAGGUCUUAAGCUCCAUGUAGAGUAGAAAGAAUGACACUUAGAUUUUUCCCUCUUCCUCUAACUGAACAGCUGCUCUAAGCCACUGCAGAUUUUUCAUUAACAUUCUGCAUCAAGUGCAUGUGAGUUGGAGCCUCAGUUUCAGAAACAAGCACAGAAGUCUUUCUGAGCUAUGUUGGACAGAUAGGAACGCUCUCUGGUUGCAGAGCUGCUUUGAAUGCUGUUGUAGCAUUAAACAAGCUCUUUUUUCAAAAGCAGCAAAAAUAAAACCCCUCAUGCUGGUCACAAUCUGCAGGCUGAGUCACAUGACAAGUACUUUGCAAUUAACAAGAAGAAUCCGUUCCCUGGUGUUUCAUUUUCCCUUGGGAUUUAGUAAUGAUGUUUAAUACAUUUGUGCAGGGAAGCUCACUUCCUUGUACAGUGCUUUAUGUACCUCAGCCCAAAUGUGCAGGAAGAUUUGCCCAGGGCACAGAGAAGCGUAUUCCAAGCAUUGCCAUUUCUGAGCUUCUGAAGAAACUGCUCCUGAAAGUUACCAGCUGUACUGAGCUUUUGGCAGGGGGUGGGCUCUUCUCUCUGAAGAGCUGAGUGGAGAUCAUGAUGUGUUUCUGCAGAAUAGUUAAAUACAGUAGCUACAUCACAAUUGACUAUUAUCACUAAGCUAGAAGGGUCCCAUUCACCUCCCUCUCUGGUACAACAUCCAAUCUCACUGAUUUCACUGUAUUAAUGAUGGCUCCUCACUAGCCUGCUUGACAGAGGGACAGGGAUCUUCUGCUCAGGCAGGUACCUGUGAAAUAAGCAGCAACACGAGCUUUAAUGCUGCUUGCUGGAACCAGAAUCAGCAAUCCCUGCUCUGGGAUGCAAUGUAUGAAAAAGCUUGUUCUCUGACAUUUGUGCAACAUCCUGCACUUUUCCACUAGGAUCAUCCCCAAAAACAUGGGAUUUUUAAAAUUUUAUUUUAUGGGGAUUUUUUAACCUGUAUUAUCAUUCCUAAGUGAGGUAAACAUUGCACACAUGCUGAGCAGAUGGUGAUGCAGCAGAGUCCAGAAUUUCAUCCACCUAGCUUGUUACACUCUUCCUGCUCUCUUGUAAGACUGGAUACUGUAAGCUAGUCUCUGAAAGCCAGAUUAUUUCUACUCUUCUCCUGUCUCAAAGAAAGGAUGGAGAAAGCCUUAGUUCUUUCUUGGCUGGGAUGUUUAUCUUUCCUGAGGUGUAAUUCUAUGAGUUACAGCUAUGACUUCCUCUGGUGAAGUGUGUGUUAACCUGAGCAGCAGUUCUCCCUUUGCAGUGGCUGCCAUGAACGAAAUGAGAAAUCCAGUGUUGCGGAGUUAUUUAAUACAGUCCAUGCCAGAUUAGACAGCUGUUGGCAGUUGGAAGGAGAAAAUGCCUGUGCUCACUAAGAUCACACCUUUUGGUCCAUACCUGUCUGCUGCGUGCAGAGCAGCUUGUAUGGCUGCCACUGUGAGGGUGUAACUUCCUUUGAGGACAGAGAAACACCAGAACUCAGUUGCCUGCCUGGUGCCUGCUUGCUUCUUUUGUUUUGUUUUUUUUUUUUUAAUCUUUGCUACAAUUGUAUCUUCUGAGAGGAAAACCAUCAGCACCAGCUUCUGUUGUCACAAGAUGCAUUUAGGUGUGUGACUUCAGACAAAAAAGCAAUAAUUAGUGGUUUACUUUUGGAUCACCAGGCCGAGGGAAGCUGUCCAGCAGCCUGAUCAGAGCACACGCACACCUCUGGCUGCUCUGGGGCCCCCGUGAACGAACCCUGGCCGUCAGUACUGACACCUCAUCAUGAAGCCUGUUGCCCUCUCUGACACUGCAAAGCUUGAGCAGUCAGGCUUGGGGUACCCCUGGGGCAUCCACUGCAGUGAUCUCACUGUUCUUACACUGCUGUCUUUACACUUCCGUGCCCUGAACAGCUCUUGCAAAGCAGCACAGCUAAAAUUUUAUUUUCUUAACUGUCCGCUCUAAGCACAACCAAUUGACAUGCAUUGGGCACAACUAUCAACUCUUCUGGCUCUUUGCACUGAGGUGGAGAUGUCAGAAAUGCCAAGGACUAGCAGCUCAGGCCUUUCCUGGAUUGGUCUGCAUGGGAAGAGGCAUGUGUAUGAAACUGGAGUAAAAGGUCGUUUUAAAAAUUGCAAAGUGCUUGCUGAAACCCAGUGUUUCCAAGGAUGCAGCUGGAAGUCACUACAUCUCAUCCCUUUGGCUGCAUAAAGCUGAAUCUAGGCUGCACCUAGUAACUCCUAGGUUUUGUGCCUACUGAGGUUGCUUUUCUACAGAGGGCCAUUUCCUGACAGCUACUGAGAAACAUGAAUUUGAACAUGUGGUCAGCAAACUCCUUGUUUUAUAGUGAUGUGACAAAGUUUUAUCGUGAUUGGAUUUUACCGUGAUUUUGACUUUACAGGAGCAGUUCUUGCUCUUUUAAAGUACUUUCUACACAUUGCUACGCAUCUCCCUGAAGAGAUCAAAGAUGUUUUUAAUUCACUUUAAAUCUAUAUUGAGUUCAUUUAAAUGUCUGUUAUAAGCUAUUUUUGUUGUGGUUGCAGGUUGAUAAAAUGCAGCCAAGAGAGUGCAUGUGAAUUGCUGCCCCUCAAAAGCAGCACAGCCAAGGGGCUGUAGCAGACUUGUACUUGGAGAGGCAUUGAUGUAUUAUAUGUAACAGAACAUUGGUAUUUUUUGCCAGUACAACUAAAGACACUUGAAUAAUUCCUGUUUGCACUUAAUGCUGUUGUUUAUAUUGCAUGUCACUACAUUUCUAUGCAAAACAAAUUACCUUUUUCUUUGGGAGGAGGGGCAGCCAGAUAUUUGAUUAAGUAUAAAGAUCUUUGCGAGAUGAUCUAUUUUCGUAUUUAUGAAGGAGUUUUACGUCUUAAUAUUUUGCAGUCUGUAAAUAGCUGAACUUGUAAUUAAAGCCUUAGGAAGAAGUUUGUAGCUUGUGUAUAAUAGUAAGUUAACACUGCCAGAAAAAAAAUCUUUGCGAAACAACUUUUCUAAUAUUGCGGAUAUUUAUGAAUAUGUAAAGAAAGCACGUCUUGUUUUUAUGUUGAUUGACCUUCUGACUUUUUUGAACUAUAGAAAUGGUGUAUGUUUUAUUGGAACUGCAAUAAGAAGUAACCAAAGAUGAAUCCACUUAAAUAUUUUCAUAAUUUUUUUCUUGGUCAGGUUUUGUAAACUUUCCCAACUUGCUUUCAAAAUAAAAAUGAAAUCAAGGCCUGAGUCUUGUGAUUAAGAGGACAACUGCUUUAAGUUAAAAAAGCUGGCUCGAAUGCUUACUUAAAAUACAAAUGUCAUUAAUACCUGGCUUGAGAUUGUACUUGCUGUUACUCAGUGCUGAGUUAUACCCAAGGAAAACUGUCAUCCUCAGUAAGUGUUAUUUCUCUCCUGCAUCUCACUGAAGAGUUCCACUCUUAAAUCCAUGAGACUCAA
Molecule: messenger RNA, 6009 nt
Organism: Sturnus vulgaris (Common starling)
Lineage: Eukaryota; Metazoa; Chordata; Aves; Passeriformes; Sturnidae
Source: RefSeq, a predicted model, not a curated record